AUGUCGGCCGGCUUCGCCCAGGCUCCCAUGACUUCGCCCCCAAGCCGCGAGGCCAUGCGAGCGGCCCCACGGAAUCCGAUCCUGCUCUUGUUUGUGGCCCUGCGCGCGUGCGAAGGCGCCGCCCGGCCCGAUGCCAAGGAGUCGGCGAAGGCCACGCCCCGGCGCGCCGCGGGCCUGCGGAAUGUGGGCAACACCUGCUUCAUGAACAGCGGCCUGCAAUGCCUCGCGAACAUCCCGCUGCUGCGCGACCGCCUGGAAGCUUCCUCUGCGCCGAGCGCGCUGCAAAAGGCGCUGGGCGCCUUGGUGCAGCAGCUCUGGGACGCCCGGUCCACUGUGGUGAACCCUGGUACCUGGAGGGAUGCGCUGAACAGCGCCACGGAUAUGUUCGCGGAGUGGCAGCAGCACGACAGCAUGGAAUUCGUGGAGUUCUUGGUGGAUCGCCUCACCGACGAGUGGAAGGCGGAAGCCGAAGCGGAAGGCGCGAAGGCCGAAGGAGGCGCGGAAGCGGCCGAGAAAGAGACGGAGGCGGCGGCUUUCGGGCUGAGCGCCCACAGGCUCUUCGCAGGUUCCUUGGAGACCUUCAUCAGGUGCCCGCACGAGGACUGUGCCAAAGAGUGGUCCAACAUGGAGAAGAUCAUCUCCAUCAAGCUGCCGGGCCGAAGCUUUGAGCUGAGCCAGAAGGAGGAGCUCACCAUCAUCCUGGUGCCGCGGCCCUCCUCGCAGCAGCCGCCCCAAGCUCUGCGCCUCUUCCUGUCGCGCCCGGCGCUCGCGGGGCAGUUGGCACCCGAGGCUGCGGCGAGCCACGCCGAGGCGGGGCCUGGCGGUGUGUGCGGCGAGCGGUGCGUGGCGGCGGCCAUGCAAAGCGGCUGCCUUUGGGCCCUGGCGGAGGACGAGGAGCUGGAGCAUAUCUCCGCGCAGCUCUUUGUGUAUGAGCUCGAGGAUUGCGAGGCAGUCGCCACCUUCCACCAGGCCCGAGGCCAAAGCAACCAGGAGGGGCCGUUGCCGGGUGAGCGCCGGCUGUUGCGAGAGGGCAAAGACUCCAAGGUCUACACCUUCCCGGAGCUCGCGGCAGAGUUCGGGUCCGAGCUGCUCGGCACCCAGGGUGCCACAAGUGUGGCACAGUUUCUGCAGCAAGCAGGCAUCACAACAGCAGAGGAUGUGGCAGGCGGGCACAGCAGCUUAGUAGACAGCAAAGGCGUCGGGCAGCCUUUCAAAUACCAUGGGGGGUCCGACCAGGACUUCAGUGAGUGGAGCCACAAGGUCACAACAUACUUGAAGGCAAAGUUUGGAUCAGAGAUUGAGAAGGCUCUGAAGUGGGCUGUGCAGCAAAGGAAGGCAGUUGUCGAAAAAUUGCCAGGAGGGGCGCUCACCAGCGCCGAUGGACGACAGGUUGCAUUUGACCCUGUCUUCGGUGACGCGUCCGAUGAUAUGGAUCGCAUCGCCAAUCGCAGCCAGACGGUUGUUGGUGUCUACACAUACUUGAUUGCCUUCACAACUGGGGAUUCGAACAAGAUUGUCCGCAACGCAGGCUCGGACGCGGGCCUAGAGGCAUGGAGAAGACUGCACAAUGAGUAUGACCCAACUUCGGCCAUGAGAAGGGUCACCAUCCUGGGGCUGGUCCAGAACCCGCCCAAGUGUGAGAAGAUGGAGAGUCUGGGCGCCGCCCUGGAGGAUUGGUUGGCAAAGAAGCGGCAGUAUGAGGAGUUCACAGAUCAGAGAGGAAAGGCGUGUCGCAUUUCUGACGACUCGCUCAUGGCGGCAAUGUACAAGCUGAUGCCAAGCAGCCUGGAGCAACAAGUCAUGUUCCAUUCAGAUGACUAUGAUAGCUUUGAGGACUUGUAUGACAAGCUGGUCUCAUUUGCAUCAACAAAGCAUUCGCUGAAGAUGAGCGAUCGCCCCGUUGGAUCCAACAAGAAGACAGAGGAAGAAGCCUGGCAAGCAGACGGGUGGUGGAACGACUGGAGUGAGCAGCCAGAAGCAGAGGUUCCAGCAGCUGCAGACUCUGGCAAGUCUGGCUUUGGAAGCCUUGACCUGAACCACCUUGACGUGCUUGCCCCGCCGCAAGGGAAGGCCGCCCUGGACAGUGUCGACUCAUACAGGGUCCACUGGAAAGGCGCAGACUGGCUCAGGAUCAACUACGAUUCUGGCGCAGCCACGACCGCCAUACCUGAUGAGCUGGUUGACGGGCCCUUGGAGUCGCAGGGCAAGUUUGUUGUGGCAUCAGGAGAAGAGAUCCCCAACUUCGGCAGGUUCAAAGUCCCAGCAUGUGACGUGAACGGGAAAAGGAGGAACUUCACGGCCUAUGCCACCAAGGUUCACAAGCCGCUGGGCUCCGCAGCGGAGUUCAGUAAAGCCCACGACUGCUUGCUCUGGGCAGAAGGUGGCAGCCUCAUCCCCAGAAACAGCCCGCUAGCCAUAGGCCUUCGGAAGGAGUACUACCGCUUGACCGAGCUGCAUGGGCACUGCGACGAGAUUCCUUUGUACCGUGAAGGCAACUUGUUCAAUCUGUACUUGCAGCAAGAUGGAAAGCCGGAACAGCUGAAUGCCACCCAAGAAGGAGGUGAAACAGCUGUAAGGCCGGCGGAAGAUGACAAGGACUACUGGAAGCUAGAGGGCCAGAACCAAUUGGUCCGCUGGAGAGCGGAGAGCGGAGCAGAGGAAAGGCAGGAAGGCAGCGAGGUAGAAGAAGCAGCUGAUGAGUCAGAGGAGCUCCGAAAAAGCCGUGCGGCAGCAGCUCCGACCGCAGAACAGAGGGAGAGCCACCUGUUGGAAAACCAUGCAGUGCACCGGUCAUGGUGCGAGGUGUGCAUCAAGAGCCGGGGUCUCGGCACCCAGCAUCGCAGAGCAAAGAAGCAAGAAGCCGCAGAAAGCGCAGAUGGCCCUCGCAUCUUCUCAGACUUCUUCUUCAUGUCCACGCAAGAAGACAGUGUUCCUAUGUUGGCGCUGAAGUUCAGCCGCUCCAAACGGCUGGCAGCCACAGCCCUUCCCAGAAAGGGUGUGUCAGAUUUGGGUUGUAAGUUCUUCGCCAAUUUCAUCAAGAUGACGGGAGUGAAGAGAUUCGUGAACUUCUCAGACGGGGAGCCUGCCAUCAAGAGCCUGAAGGAGGCAGCAGCAAGAAGAGUGGAUGGAGUGGAGGCCAUUCCUCGCGAGAGCCCACAGGGCGAUCACCAGAAAAGUGGUGACAUCGAGUCAGGACUGGGCACAGUGAGGUGGCUCAUGAUGCCUCAUGCAGAGAGCGCAGUAGCGGAGCAAGAUGGCGGGUCGCCAACCAAGAAAGCAAGCUUGCCCGUGACCUGGAGGCAAGAAGGUCACGGCCGGUACAAGAAGCGGCAGGCAGAGGUGCCAGCAGAGGACUUGGACCCAAGAGUCCCAGGCGCAGAGCCUGUUUCGGUAGAGGAUGCUCUGAAAGAGGAGCUUGCCGACAUGGAUUCGUUGGUAUGCCACAAAUACCACAUACGCAGUGUAGAGCUGGGGCAGCAGAAGAAUGAGUUUGUCGCGCAAGCUGCGCAGCAUGUGAAGAGUUGUUUUGACCGCAACGGAGUUCCAAUUUCAGAAGAGGAGCUGUCCCAGAUUGCAGCCUUGCAAGACCCGGAGCUUGUGGCGCUGCAAGGUCUCGAGGGUGUGCGGACUGUCAAGGGUCCGUCUUGCUACUGGCGUCUUUACAGCCCUGAAGGAAAGCCAGCGUCAACAGUGCACAAGAAAAGCAGCACACUGGCAAGGGCGGACGUCAAGUUCCUCACGAACUCCAGCGCAAUAGCUGAUGCCCUGCAGAAGUUGACUUUGGAGCUUUCCGGAGCGAUGCUAGCACGCAGUUUGCAGAAGUUUGAUCGCCAACUUGGGCCGGCCAAUUCCUUGUUGCCAGAGGAAUUGGUGCGCGUCUUGGAUGCGCUUCGAAGUCAUUUGCAAGAGGGCGGUCACCUCAGUGACUUGGACUUGAAGUACGGUGGCCCCGUUCCUUCGCAGCCGCACUUCGACUUUAGUGCCAAAGAACUGCAAGAGGACUAUGACAAGUUCUGGGACAAUAUCACUGGUGAAGAGUUGCCAGUUCCCCUGGUCAAGAAAGCCAGAGAGGAGGAGAUACGGUGGGUGCGCUCCAUCGGCUUGUACGACAAGGUGCCAAGAGCAGAAGCAGACAGCAGAGGCAUACAACCCAUCAAGAUCAGAUGGGUCGAUGUAAACAAGGGUUUGCCAGGGGACCGCAAGCACUACAACAUUCGGUCUCGUCUUGUAGGGAAAGAACUGAAGGCCAAAACUAAGGGUGCCCUGUUAGCUCAUGAGCUGUUCAGCGCCAUGCCGCCAUGGGAAAUGGUGAAGUCCUUGCUGUCCUUACUGGUCAGUGAUGGAGUCUCCACUGAUGAUCUGGUUCUGGGUGUGUUCGACAUCAGCCGGGCACACUUCAUGGCUCCCGCGUCGCGGGAAUUAUUUGUGGAAUUGCCAGAAGAGGACCGACUUGCAGGCGAAGAGAACUUCAUAGGGCGGCUGAACCGGAGUAUGUAUGGCUUCCGAGAUGCGUCGCACAACUGGAUGGAGGAUUGGCAAGGCUUGCUCCAAGAAGAAGGGUACGCAAUUGGUGUGGCCAAUCCUGCUCUUUUCUGGAAUGAGAGGCAACGCUCCAGAGGAGCUGUCCACGGGGAUGAUUUCUAUGUCUUGGGCUCAGUCCAAGCAGUGGAUAGCAUGGCAGCGGCGCUGAAGUCGCGAUACUCUGUCCGGGAGAGUCACCGACUGGGCUUUGGCCAGGGUUGCACUCAGCACGCCAGCAUUUUGAACCGAGUGGUGUUCUUGGGGGAGCUCAACGGACGCCGCUUUGUCCAGAUAGAGGCGGACAAGCGCCACACGGAGAUCAUCCUCACGGCUCUAAGCUUGGACAAGGGCAGUGCCAAGGGAGUCACUAGUCCUUCAACGAAGCCGUCAGACUCCGAGGCUGAGAAGUUCCAGUACUCCCCGGAGGACUUGCGCCGCUAUUGGCUGGACGCCAUGCCACGUGAGCAGCACGCACCAGGCGCCCAGUCGCUGGUGGUGGCGCACUGCCGCCUCACAGACGACAGGAACUGCCAGAGGUUGGUGGGCGUGCCAAUGCUGUUCUGCAUAGAGACCUGCACGAGCGCGGGGCGCCUGCGGGACGCCAUCCGCACGCAGCUCCGAUGGGUCUACGGAGACGCCGCCCUGGAUGGCUGGGAGCUCUUCCAAACCAGCGGCCGCUGGGACGCCUGCAGGGCGAACGAGGUCUUCUGCCGCGAGGAAGAUGCUGAGGAGCUGAUCCUGCGCGACAGCGAGCACCUGGUGGUACACUGGGACUGGGAGCUGGAGCUGAACUCCAGCCUUCUCUCGCCGCCGCCGGAGGAGACCUGCGACUUGGAGGCCUGCUUCGAGUGGCUUACGGCCACGGAGCAGCUCUCGUUGGACAACGCGCUGCUCUGCGCCUGCCAGCGCAAGGUGCAGGCCUUCAGCCGCGUGCGCCUGGCGGAGCUACCGCCUGUGCUGAUGCUCCAGCUUAACCGCUUUGAGUACAAGUACGGGCAAAGGAACAGGCUCCAGGUGCCGAUCAGCUUUCCUUUGGCCAUGGACCUCUCGCGCUUCCGCACCGAAGCUUCGCGGCCAUCCGAGUCGGCGGAGUCCAAUGCGGAGUAUCAGCUCAUGGCCACCAUCACCCACUCGGGCACGGCCUGUCGGGGCCACUACAUGGCCAGGGUCAGGUCCUGCCAGGAUGGGCGUUGGUACCUCUACAACGACGAUGUGGUGUCGGAGAUCUCUGCGGAGGAGCGCUUCGGAAGCCCCGUCUUAGGGGCUUUUUGCCUUGACCCCAAAAGGGGCUAA
Effrenium voratum is the source of this 5814-nucleotide messenger RNA. NCBI's taxonomy places the organism in Eukaryota, Dinophyceae, Suessiales, Symbiodiniaceae. The record is from the annotation of a GenBank genome assembly.